Molecule: messenger RNA, 1645 nt
Organism: Hypoxylon trugodes
Lineage: Eukaryota; Fungi; Ascomycota; Sordariomycetes; Xylariales; Hypoxylaceae
Product: Alpha/Beta hydrolase protein
Exons: 2
Coding region: 382-1566 (394 amino acids)
Molecular function (GO): hydrolase activity
Source: RefSeq, a predicted model, not a curated record
GCGGACGUUCCUGUCGAUGUGACAGCGUAGCAUCUCGACUAUUUCGGAGCCCGCGGGCGCGCUGAGCUUGUGCACCGCGGGGCUGGAUUUUUUUACCCACAUCUUAGCACCCCAAACAACUGAUAGAAUCCCUGUAUUUAGGGUCUACGAUAGCCUAUUCUGGGGCGGUCUUGGCGGGGUAGGGAAAUACUCUUAUCUAGGCGCCAGAUUCCACCAGAAAGAAAAAAGGGAGUCACCUAAGGGACGAAAACUCGUAGACGUUGAACGCUCAGGUCCCCGUAUCACAAUCCAUAUCAACGAUCUCGUUUCUAUUUUUAUACGAGUCUCACUCUUUCUCAUUCCAGAACAAGUUAUUCAUUUGGAGCUAUCUAAUUGCAUAGAAUGGCAGAAACUCACGAGCUUUCGGGCUUACAGAAAGCCAAACUCUGGAUCAAGCUGCCUUUUGUCGGCAUUCCGGUUUUCCUUUACCUGGCCGUGAGGAAUACUUUCAUUGUUUUCAAGCGCGGCAUUACACCGGUUUUCCCCUGGGCUAUAACUGCGCUGUCACGUACACUAAUGACCGUAUUCACACCACUUGAACUACAAUUCCUCGCUCCUGAUCCUUUGUCCCUCUACACAUCUUGGAUUAAAACUACACGGAGAGAGGCAGCGAUUAGCGAAGACACAUUUUUAUUAUCGCGAAUUAAAGCUGAAGUAGAUACUCUCAUCGAUGAGCAAAAUCCUACUGAGGGCAUUAGCUUGUUUUGGGUUGGCGAUCGUCGCAAGGCUCAGAAAAUCGUUUUAUAUUUGCCCGGCGGUGGCUACGUUGUGCCUCCUAUGCACGGCCAUUUUUUCGCUGCACUUAACGCUUUCUUGGUCCCUGGGAGUAAAGUUGGAGUUGAGGUUGCAGUAGCAAUACUCCCCUACUCUUUGGCACCCGCAAGAAGAUACCCAGCUCAACUCCGCCAAGCAACCCUUGCCCUCAAGCGUUUCCUCGACUAUGGAUUCCAGCCCAGUGAUAUAAUUCUGGCAGGGGACUCCGCAGGCGGUGGCCUUGCGGCAAGCCUAAUAUUUCACCUAACCAAACCGAACCCGUCAAUUCCGUCUAUUGAACUGUCACAACCACUGGCUGCCACCCUUCUCUUUGGGCCCUGGCUGAGUGACAGAGUUGAUUAUGCGAGCUUCCGAGAAAAUCAGAACAUCGACGAGAUAUCUCCAGACAUUAUCAAUCGUUUCGCAGACGAAUGGUUACUUAAAUCUCUGGAGUAUAGCGAAAAUCCCAAACUACACAAGAGCUAUGCAUUUCCAAUGAGCGACAAUGAAGAUGCCCCCACACAAUUGCCUUUCGGUUUAUUGGCUCGAACAAUGAAAAACUUGGUCGUUAUCGUGGGGGCAAAUGAGGUUCUGAGAGAUCAAGGGGUCGAAUUUGUGAAUAUAGUGAAAAGUCACAAUCCUGGGAUGAAGAUUAAGCUGACAGUUGCUGAAAAUGAGGGACAUGUAUUCUGUAUGGCAGACGCCGAGCGGGGUAUCAUAGGGGAACCGCUAAAAAGGGUUCGAGAUCAGUUUGUGGAAGCCCUUGUAUCGUGAGCACCGCUCUAGGACUGCAGAAUAAUUCCCGAUGAAGUUAUACACAAAUCGACGAAUAGAAUACGAAUAUAAAUCUAGU